UUCCCCAAGGUUGCUGUGCAGCUGCCCAUGUUCAAUGAGCGGGCUGUCUGCCAGGCAAUCAUUGACAGCGCCUGCGAGAUGGUCUGGCCGCGGUCGAGGUUCACAGUGCAGGUUUUGGAUGACUCGACAGAUCAGGUCACAAGGGAGCUGGUGGAUGACAAGUGCCUGGAGUGGACAGAGCGCGGCGUGUCCUGCGAGUGCAUCAGGCGCACCCACAGGUCCGGCUACAAGGCUGGGGCGCUCAAGGAGGGCAUGAACUUCCUGGUGGACUACGACUUCAUCGCCAUCUUUGAUGCUGACUUCAAGCCAGAGCCAGACUUCCUGAUGACUAUGGUGCCUUGGCUGAUCGACAACCCGAGCAUCGGCUAUGUGCAGGCGCGCUGGGCCUUCACCAAUCCUGAGGAGUCCUACCUGACAAAGGCGCAGCAGAUCUCGCUCAAUUACCACUGCAAGUGCGAGCAGUUUGUGCACUUUGCCAGCGGCGGUUUCUUCAACUUCAAUGGCACUGCCGGCAUGUGGAGGAGGAAGUGCAUUGAGACGGCUGGAGGCUGGAACAGCCGCACAACAGUGGAGGACAUGGACCUGUCUCUGCGGGCCUACAUCGCCGGAUGGAAGGCCAUCUACCUGCGCGAGGUCACCGUGCUCAACGAGCUGCCGGCGAGCUUCUUCGCGUACAGGAAGCAGCAGCACCGCUGGACCUGCGGCCCGGUGCAGCUGUGGCGGCGCGCUGCGCGGGACAUCUGGGCUUCUAGCCUGCCCAUGGCAUCCAAGCUGGAGCUCAUUGUGUGCUACUUUGGCAUCCGCAAGUUUGCCACGCACUGGGUGUCCCUCGGCUUCUUCUGCACCCUCGUGCCCCUCUCCAUGUUCACCCCGGAGGUGUCUAUUCCGCUGUGGGCGCUGGUGCAUCUGCCGGUGGUGGUCACAGUCACCACUGCAGUCUUCACACCCAAGGCAAGCCACUCCUCUUUACUCAUCCUGUACGUGCUGUUUGAGAAUGCCAUGGGCGUUGUCAAGCUGUGGGCCGUCGUGGCAGGCGUGCUUGACCUGAAGCAGGCGCAAGAGUGGGUGGUGACCACCAAGCUUGGCGCCUCCGACAAACGCCCCGGCACCGAGGUGCGCCGGCCCUGCUGUCAUUCUCUGCUCCUUGCAUGCAUUAUGCGCACGUGCCGCUUCUACAUGGGUGAGCUGCUGAUGAGCCUGCUGGCGCUGUCGGCCGCGCUGUACGGCAUGGCAGCAGUCAACCGCUGGAGCUUCUCCGUUUUCCUCACGCUGCAGGGUCUGGUGUUCCUGGCGUUUGCGCUGAACCUGGUGGAC
Messenger RNA from Coccomyxa subellipsoidea C-169, 1314 nucleotides. Its product is annotated as nucleotide-diphospho-sugar transferase. Gene Ontology annotation, molecular function: glycosyltransferase activity. Lineage: Eukaryota; Viridiplantae; Chlorophyta; Trebouxiophyceae; Coccomyxaceae. The annotation marks the transcript as partial. The record is from RefSeq and is a predicted model, not a curated record. The transcript has 12 exons. Gene Ontology annotation, cellular component: Golgi apparatus.